Pteropus alecto (black flying fox) is the source of this 1446-nucleotide messenger RNA. RefSeq names its product myomegalin. The transcript is spliced from 5 exons. The record is from RefSeq and is a predicted model, not a curated record. Bases 1 to 468 code for a protein of 155 amino acids. NCBI's taxonomy places the organism in Eukaryota, Metazoa, Chordata, Mammalia, Chiroptera, Pteropodidae.
AUGCGCACCCGUAUGUGCCACGUGCGUAGAAGGGGCGAGAAGCCUGGCAGCCCCGGGCCUUCCCUGUUUGAGCCGGGGAGGGAAGUGCUGGCCGGCGACGGCGUCCGCGAGCUCCGCAGCAGCGCCUGCGCCCUGCACCGCGCGCUGGACGAGGCGACGUCCCUCCUCACCGUGUUCUGGCAUUCUAAAGCGCCACGAGCACUUCUGCCCGUUGACAAGGUGUCUGUUCCUGGUCCCCAGGGAGAGGCCGUGCGAAGGGAACUUCUGGAGCUGAGAACCAAGCUGUCCCGACAGGAGGGUCUCCUGCAGAGCACAGCCGAGCGUCUGCAGAGCGCCACGCAGCAGAAGGAGAGCCUGGAGCAGUUCAUCUUCAGCCAGUUGACCAGGACACAUGAUGUCUUGAAGAAGGCAAGGACUAAUUUGGAGGUGAAAUCCCUAAGGGCUCUGCCGGGCACUCCAGUCUCGUGACCCUUACCUUCCAGGAGCCAUGCAAGAAGCGGAGCCACCACAGGUCCUUGAAACAGCAGGAAGGAUGGGCCCGCGCCCCUGUCACGCAGCUCGCUAUCUGCUGAGACCUGGCCCCGCCCCCCACACCCGCUGGGGUCCAGAAGGGGUCAGCGGCGCGGUCACUGCCUGGUGGGCAGUGACAGGCAGCGAGCCUUCCCUGCGCUUUGGGACCCCGUCAGCCCGGGCCUGCGCUAAGCGAAGCGCGCUAGUCUGUAGAGGACCCGCGAUCCCCGGGCUGGGGCUAGCGCAGCAGGUUCUCACGCCCCAGCGACUGCCUCAAAGGUCCACUCGGGGAGGAGGCCCCUGCUUCCCACGGACGGGGCGCGUGGUCCCAACACGACGGAGCGGCGAUGCCCCGCUGGACGCUGGGGCUGGGCCAGCACCGAUCACGGAGCCACACCUGGCCCUGGGCCGUUCAGCUGGGUCGCUCCGGCCCGGCGUCCGUCUCCACUGCUGCACCGAGUUCUCUGAACCCACACGGCGAGAGCGGUGACCUCCCAGACCCCAUCUCACGCUCAGCCUCGCGCCUCCUAUUUCUACGCUUGUAUGAUCUCCGAAGUGUGCUGACCUCACUCUAGUUAUGCUGUCCCGUUCUAUCGUCCUAACUUCCCUCUGGGGAACUGGGGACUAAUGGCCAGACCAAGCCCAUCGAAAGUCUUGUGUAAAGCAGACCAGUGGUCACUUUUAGGUGGCACGUGAGAGGCCCCCUUAGUUGUGCUAAGGCCUUGUCCGUGUCUUCACAGUGCUUUAGAAUGUGUGUGUGUGUGUAUAGAUGUACGACACAUAUUUAUAUAUGUUGCUAUAGUGACAUAUCGAAGGCCAACAUAGCUGGCGGACGGGGUCUGGGAGAGGAAAUGAACAGUUUUUCUGGUGGCUAUUAAAGCAUAAUGUGCAUAAAAAAGAAAAAGUUUUUCUUCACCUGCUUUGUUUCCAUUUCUG